This is a messenger RNA of Phytophthora infestans T30-4, 805 nucleotides long. RefSeq lists its product as uncharacterized. Gene Ontology annotation, cellular component: mitochondrion. Lineage: Eukaryota; Oomycota; Peronosporomycetes; Peronosporales; Peronosporaceae. Gene Ontology annotation, biological process: translational initiation; ribosome disassembly. The transcript is spliced from 2 exons. Gene Ontology annotation, molecular function: ribosome binding; translation initiation factor activity. The coding region runs from base 174 to 614 and encodes 146 amino acids. The record is from RefSeq and is a predicted model, not a curated record.
CGAUGCUGUCGUCUUUAGCACGUCCUGCUGUGCGCUGUGCACUGCGACCCCGUCGUGUACUUAAUGGCCACAACUCUGUUCUUCUACGCGGCUUCGCGUCCGCAGACAAGUGGGGCGUCACCAACGACCGCAUCACCGCUCGGGUCGUCAAUAUCGUGGAGGACGGUGGCGGCAUGCGCACGGAUGUCCCCACUCGCCAAGCCAUCCAGGAGGCACGAAGCCAAGGCGUAGACCUCGUGCAGGUGUCACCCGUGGGCAAACUUCCUGCGGUCUGCAGACUUUUUGACUCUAAGAAGCGGUUCUUUGAACUCAAGAAAGCCAACAAGAAGGCCUCAAAGCAGCAGAAGCCCAAGCCUGACAAAGAGGUCGUUGUUGGAGCCAAGAUCGCCCCAAAUGAUUUGAACAUGAAGGUAGAGCAGCUGAAGCGGUUCCUGAACAAGGGUCACAAAGUCAAGUUGACGAUCAAGUUCGCGCACGCGUAUCAUCUGAAGACUCAGUGCUUGGAGCAGCUAGGCAACAUUGGAGACCGUAUUGACGCCGAGACGGGCGUGCCUGUCGGUCAACCUAGGGAACAGUUUGGCGGGGUGUACAUGUACUACUCGCCAGCCAAUUAGAAGAGCAGUCUUUGUUUCAAGGGAGCUCAACGCCGAUGAAGAGCCUUUGAGCUGAGUGGACAGCAUCUAUUUGAUGACUACUGUAUAGCCUCCCUAUUAUCUGUCACCACGCCUAUUGUUGCCAGGGUGUGUCAUGCCGGCAUGGUGUAGGAUACCACUACGCGCGAAUAUAAAUGCAAACGUAAGCCCCC